AUGCGUAUUCGCCUACAGCCUCGCAGGAGACCACAAGGUAAGCGACCCCCAGGUAAGCUGAAUGUUGCUUUGUUGUCUUUGCCUGCUCACCGUCUCCAUUUCAGCAAUGAGCUAGCUCAACGGCUAGACAACCUUCCUAUCGCUGCUGCCGCCGACGACGCCGCCGCCGACGCUGCCGAGAACGCCUCCGUGGAGAACCGCUGGUGUCAACUGCGAGACACGGUCCAGUCGACGGCGCUCGCCGUCCUCGGUCGCGCUCCGCGCCAACACCAGGACUGGUUCGACGACAACGACGCCGCCAUCAGAAAUCUGCUUGCAGAGAAGAACCGCCUACACAAAGCCUACGUAGAUCACCCCACUGAGGACAACAAAGCUGCCUUCUACCGCAGUCGCCGACAGCUUCAGCAACGACUGCGCGAGAUGCAGGACGCCUGAACUGCUCGCAAAGCUGAGGAGAUCCAAGGCUACGCGGACCGCAACGAAUGGAAGAACUUCUUCUCCGCGAUCAAAGCUUUAGACGGUCCGCCGACGAAGGGCACUGCUCCUCUCCUCAGCGCCGACGGCAGCACUCUCCUGACUGAGAAGACGCAAAUCCUACAGCGAUGGUCCGAGCACUUCCGAGGCGUCCUCAACCGCCCUUCCGUCAUCUCCGACGCCGCCAUCGCCCGCUUGCCGCAAGUGGAGACCAACGUGGACCUCGACCUCCCGCCAUCUCUCCAGGAAACGAUCAAGGCCGUGCAGCAGCUCUUCUGA
Messenger RNA from Spirometra erinaceieuropaei, 753 nucleotides. NCBI's taxonomy places the organism in Eukaryota, Metazoa, Platyhelminthes, Cestoda, Diphyllobothriidea, Diphyllobothriidae. The record is from the annotation of a GenBank genome assembly.